AUGAAUUUCACUUUGGGACAACUCGCUUCGGAUGCACUCGAGCCUUCGUAUUAUGACAUUAUUGGAGUGGACCCGAGAUCUUCGACUGAGCAAAUUGAAGCUGAGUUUCGUUUAAAGGCCCGAAUGUUUCAUCCGGACAAGAACAAAGAUGUGGAAUCUAGUAAAUCGUCUGUUCUUUUUCUGUACCGCUAUGCAGCGGCUGCAUUUCAGCGUAUAAACCGGGCCAAAGAAGUCCUGACGAAUCCGGCGUUACGGAACCAAUACGAGUCAUGGUUUCACUGUAGUAUAGAGAUCCCUUUCGAGCAGUGGUUAACCGUUAAUAAAAGCAUGCACUCGUGUAUGCACUGGGGCUCUCCCACAGUCGAACCCAAAAUGCUACAGAAUGGUGGGAGUGCUAAGGUCCUCUCUCCAAUUAACGGCGUAUUUAACGAACCUCUUCCCGUGGCAGCUGCGUCUAGCCUGUUGGCACGUUUUCGCGCUUAUCAGAUUUGA
This is a messenger RNA of Dicrocoelium dendriticum, 492 nucleotides long. The record is from the annotation of a GenBank genome assembly. NCBI's taxonomy places the organism in Eukaryota, Metazoa, Platyhelminthes, Trematoda, Plagiorchiida, Dicrocoeliidae.